UUAAUCGAUCAAAGCAAUGCAAUGAUCAGGGUAAGUAACAAAAGGUUAAAAGUCGAUGCAUUUGUGUGCUUGUUUUCUCUUUCUCAGAGCGAACAUCUCCAUCCAAUUUUACUCAUUUUACUUGCCAUCUCAAUUAUUUUAUAUACCUCAGCCGCCGAGCACAUCCAUCCAAAUUGCUCCUCUCCCUUUCUUGCUAGUUGGCGUUGCCGAAAUACUCACACCUCUUUUCAAAGAGAAAGAGAGGGAGAGAGAAAAGGAAAAAUUGUGACCCCUGUGUUCACAGGUAUAUGCAGAUGGAAAAGAAAGAACAACAUGAAGCAGGAGGAGCAGAAGAGGGAAAGCAUGCACUACUCCAGCUCUCUUAAUUUCUGCUGAUCUGACAAAGUUUUCGACUUCCAGAAGUAAACCAGCUGCCUCUGUACCUUAAGCGAGUGAAAGGGAGAGAUCGGGAGGAGGAGGAGGAGGAGGAGGAAGAGGAUAGAAUUUUUAAUUAAAAGAAGGGGGAGUUCAUGGAGGAGACGCUGAAGUGCCUCUCGUUGGACUACCUCAACUUGCUGAUCAACGGGCAGGCGUUCAGCGACGUUACCUUCAGCGUGGAGGGCCGCCUCGUCCACGCGCACCGCUGCAUCCUCGCCGCGCGCAGCCUCUUCUUCCGCCGCUUCUUCUGCGGCACCGACCCGCCCUCGCCGGGCCUGCUCUCGUCGCCGCGCCGCUCCGGCGCCGUGCCGACCGCCGUCAUCCCGGUGAACUCCGUCAGCUACGAGGUCUUCCUCCUCGUCCUCCAGUUCCUCUACAGCGGCCAGGCCUCCGUGGUGCCGCAGAAGCACGAGCCCCGGGCCAGCUGCGGCGAGCGCGGCUGCUGGCACGCCCACUGCACCGCCGCCGUCGACCUCGCCCUCGACACCCUCGCCGCCGCCCGAUCCUUCGGCGUCAAGCAACUCGAGCAGAUCACAGAGAAGCAAUUGGCGGGCAUGGUGGAGAAGGCGUCGAUCGAGGACGUGAUGAAGGUGCUGCUGGCGUCGCGGCAGCAGGAGACGCAGCAGCUGUGGAGCACCUGCUCCCACCUCGUCGCUAAGUCUGGUCUCCCGGCGGAGGUGCUCGCCAAACACCUCCCCAUCGACGUGGUGGCUCAGAUCGAGCAGCUCCGCCUCAAGUCCUCCCUCUCCCGCCGCCCCUCCUUCAUCCAGCACCACCAGCUCGACCUCGGCGGGCCCUCCGUCGACGUCGAGGACCAUCGCCACAAGAUCCGCCGCAUGCGUCGCGCCCUCGAUUCCUCCGACGUCGAGCUCGUCAAGCUGAUGGUCAUGGGCGAGGGGCUCAACCUCGACGAGGCGCUGGCGCUCCAUUACGCGGUCGAGAACUGCAGCCGGGAGGUCGUCAAGGCGCUCCUCGAGCUCGGCGCGGCAGACGUCAACUGCCCCGCCGGCCCCGCCGGGAAGACCCCUCUCCACGUCGCGGCCGAGAUGGUCUGCCCCGACAUGGUCGCCGUGCUCCUCGACCACCACGCCGACCCUAACGUGCGGAAUCAUCCAAUGAAUAAAGGCAUAAACGUGGGUCUUACAUCAAAAUCAUUCCACAACUACUCCCUAAUCCUAGAACAAGGAAUCUACUCCAUAGACGCUGGAGAAAAACCUGAAGAUAUAAUGUAAUUAAGCAUGCAAUUCUCAAACAAGAAGAGAGAAAGAGAAAGGAUGUUUAUCCAACGA
Messenger RNA from Zingiber officinale, 1706 nucleotides. Its product is annotated as regulatory protein NPR5-like. Lineage: Eukaryota; Viridiplantae; Streptophyta; Magnoliopsida; Zingiberales; Zingiberaceae. The transcript has 2 exons. Gene Ontology annotation, molecular function: protein binding. The record is from RefSeq and is a predicted model, not a curated record. Bases 510 to 1649 code for a protein of 379 amino acids. Gene Ontology annotation, biological process: plant organ development.